AUGGCCUCCGCCACCGACAAAGCCGAGGCGACCGCCCUCAAACAGAAGGGCAACAAAGCAUUUCAGGAGCAUGACUGGCCGACUGCCAUUGACUAUUAUACCAAGGCGAUAGAGAAGAACCCGUCGGACCCGUCGUUCUAUUGCAAUCGAGCUCAGGCGAACAUCAAGCUCGAGGCCUACGGCUAUGCCGUCGCAGACGCCACCAAGGCCAUCGAAUUGGAUAAAGACUACAUCAAGGCGUAUUGGAGGCGGGCGGUCGCUAGCACCGCCAUUCUAAACCCGCAAGAUGCCCUGCGAGAUUUCAAGACUGUGGUCAGAAAAGAGCCGAGCAAUAGGGAAGCGAAGCUCAGACUUGCCGAAUGCGAAAAGCUGGUCAAGAAGAUCAGGUUCCUCAAGGCUAUUGAGGUGGAGGAUGCCCCUUCGGCUUUCAAAGACCUGGACUUGGACUCGAUAGAGGUGGACCAGUCAUACGACGGAGCCCGGUUAAAGGACGAAAUGACUCAGGAGUUCAUCGACGACAUGAUAGAAAGAUUCAAGAACGGCAAGACGAUCCACAAAAAAUAUGCGUUCCAGAUCAUCAAGGCGGUGAGAGAUAUUGUCUAUGAUGAGCCUACCAUGGUGGAGGUGGAGGUUGCUUCAGACACGAAGUUGACCGUCUGCGGAGACACACACGGGCAAUAUUUCGACUUGCUGGAGAUUUUCCGACUCAACGGCUAUCCUACGGACAAGCAUGCAUAUCUCUUCAACGGCGAUUUCGUGGAUCGUGGCUCUUGGUCGACCGAGAUUGCGUUAUUGUUGUACGCUUACAAAUGGCUGCGGCCGUCAUACUUUUUCUUGAAUCGGGGGAAUCACGAGACCGACGACAUGAACCGAGUGUACGGUUUUGAAGGAGAAUGCAAGGCCAAGUACAACGAAAAAAUGUUCAAGUUGUUCUCCGAAUCGUUUUCCGCUCUUCCGUUGGCGACACUUAUUGGCAAGAAAUAUCUUGUUCUCCACGGUGGAUUGUUCUCCGACGACAAAUAUACGCUAGAUGACAUCCGCAAACUUGAUCGACAUAUUCAACGGCAACCGGGUCAGUCUGGAUUGAUGAUGGAGAUGUUGUGGACAGAUCCUCAGCCUCAGGCUGGAAGAGGACCCAGCAAGCGAGGUGUUGGGUUGCAGUUCGGGCCUGACGUGACGAAGAACUUUUGUGAAAACAAUGGCCUGGAAGCUGUGAUCAGAAGUCACGAAGUGAGGAUGGAUGGCUAUGAAGUCGAGCAUGAUGGGAGAUGCAUUACUGUCUUCUCGGCUCCCAAAUACUGCGACACGACGGAGAACAAGGGAGCGUACAUCAACCUUGGGCCUGACCUGAAACUUGAAUACCACCAGUUCGAGGCGGUCCCACACCCGGACAUCAAACCUAUGGUGAGAAACGUGCCCCUGCCUGUAACAUAG
This is a messenger RNA of Capronia epimyces CBS 606.96, 1434 nucleotides long. RefSeq names its product protein phosphatase 5. Bases 1 to 1434 code for a protein of 477 amino acids. The record is from RefSeq and is a predicted model, not a curated record. Gene Ontology annotation, molecular function: protein binding; protein serine/threonine phosphatase activity. Gene Ontology annotation, cellular component: nucleus; cytosol. Lineage: Eukaryota; Fungi; Ascomycota; Eurotiomycetes; Chaetothyriales; Herpotrichiellaceae. The transcript has 3 exons.